GUCGGGCUCUUUAUGACAGCCAGCAGCUGUAAGUGUUUCCUGCUGUAAUGACUGCUGCCCUUGGCAGGCACUGUCUCUUUGUGGAAAAAAUUAGGAGGCACUUAGCGAAGUGAGACAGAAAACAAACAGAGCGGGCAGGAGGCUGCGGCCGGGCAGUGCUGCCAAGGAGGCUGGGCUCCUGACACAGGGAUGCGGGCAGUGUCCGGACGGAAGCAGAAGGCGGUGGGAAGGCGGCAUGGCGGAGCGCCCUGCCCCGGCACCCCCUGACUGCCAUCCCCGGCCCCCCGUGCCUCCUCCGCAGCACCCUCGGCUCCCGCCGUCUGCUCCUCAGCGCCCUGCUGCUCCUCUCCUGGCUGCAUGGUUGGGCUGUGUGCCAGCUCCGGUACCCGAUAGCCCUGCUCCUCCUCCGCCGGUGCCGCUGACCCGCGGGGCUCCGGCCCCGUGACCCGAGCCCGGGCCGCGCUCACCCCCAGGGCGGGGUGCGCAACGGGGGGACACGCUGCCCUCAAAUACCCGGGACACAGGGCUCGCCCUGCCUCUGUCCUCUCGCCCAGACGGAGAGCAGCUUUAAGACUUGCUGGGACCUGUGCUGACUCUUGCCACACAAGAUGACAGCAAGAGACGGGCCCCAAGAUAGGUACAAGGCUGUCUGGCUGAUCUUCUUCAUCCUUGGCCUGGGAACGCUGCUGCCAUGGAAUUUCUUCAUGACUGCCAGGAAGUAUUUCAUCAGCCGCCUUGCGGACUCGAAUAAGACGAGCCACGUCAGAAACCAGACUGGUGAGGACACCUUCACACCCUCUUACCUGCAGUCCGUGUUUGACAACUUCAUGACUCUCUGCGCCAUGGUGCCCCUCCUUAUCUUCACCUGCCUCAACUCCUUCAUCCACCAGCGGAUUCCCCAGCAGAUUCGCAUCUCAGGCAGCCUGGUGGCCAUUGGGCUGGUGUUUCUAGUCACCGCAAUCAUGGUGAAAGUCCCCAUGGAUCCUCUUCCCUUCUUCAUCUUUACCAUGAUCAGCAUUGUCUUCAUCAACUCCUUUGGCGCCAUUCUCCAGAGCAGCCUGUUUGGGCUGGCUGGGCUCCUGCCUGCCAGCUACACAGCCCCCAUCAUGAGUGGGCAGGGUUUGGCAGGCACCUUCGCUGCUUUGGCAAUGAUCUUCAGUAUUGCCAUUGGUGCCCAGAAACCCGAGAGCUUCAUUGGUUACUUCACCACGGCCUGUGUGACGAUCGUGCUGGCAAUCAUCUCCUACGCAGUUCUGCCUCACAUGGAUUUCUUCCGAUACUACUCCAUGAAGGACAAGACAGAGUACCAUGUGUACAAUGCAGAGCUGGAGACCAAGAGAGACCUGAUUAAGAAAGAUGAGAAUGGGAUGGAGCAGAAUAACUCAAAGAUCAUCCCUGUCCACAACCCUGAUGAGCAGCCCUCUGUCAUUGCUAUUUUUAAGAAGCUCUGGAUCUUGGCUCUGUCUGUCUGCUUUGUAUUCACUGUCACCAUCAGCGUCUUUCCUGCCAUCACAGCUCAAGUGUCCACUGUCCUCGGAGAGGGAAACAAGUGGGGUCACUACUUCAUUCCUGUCUCCUGCUUCCUGCUCUUUAACGUCUUGGACUGGACAGGACGGAGUCUCACUGCCCUCUUCACAUGGCCUGGGAAGGACAGCUGCCUCCUGCCAGUGAUGGUGGUCCUCCGUGUCAUCUUUGUCCCUCUUUUCAUGCUGUGCAACGUGAAACCCCGUUACUACCUGCCUGUUGUGUUCUCCCAUGACGCCUGGUACAUCAUCUUCAUGAUCUUCUUCUCCAUCUCCAAUGGCUACCUGGCCAGCCUUUGCAUGUGCUUCGGGCCAAAGAAAGUGCUUGCGCAUGAAGCAGAGACGGCUGGAGCUGUCAUGGCGUUUUUCCUGGCACUGGGUUUGGCCCUAGGAGCUGCCUUCUCCUUUCUGGUCCGAAUUCUCAUCUAGCAGAGGCACACAGAGGGUGCAGGGACACCAAGAGAUGGCUCCGCAUCCUCCACUGAGGCCCUGGACACCUCAGCACUGUGGGGAAACAACAGCUCGCACUGUCCCUGGCAAAUCACACUGCCACAGCAGACAUGACACCCAGGGACGGCUCCACUCGUGCAGGGUUGGCCUGGUUCCUGCCACGCUCGGCUGUGUGAUGCCUUCAGGCCUACGUGCCUUCUCCUUCCCCAUGCCGUGUGUGUUGUAAGACCCCCGGGAUCUCCAAGAGGUCCAGCUGCCUCCUGUGCUGUGUAACUUCCCUGGCUCAAGGCCAAAAGCCAUUUUCAGCCUCUUUCUCUCUGACAGUGAAAGGCUGAUAACCAGUGUUACUCCUUCUCUUGCCCUUGUCUCCAAAGCACCUAGGAGAGUCUCUCCUCUCCUUCUAGGGGGCCUGGAAAUAUCCCACACCCCUCCUCCUGCUGGUAAGACUUGUGAAUGGGGAGGAGAGCCCCAGCCAGCCUGGCCAUCCCUGCUCUCUGCUAGACGCACAUCCCCCUGCCCAGUGAUAUCCCAAGGUUGUAGGCAUCUGUGUCCCAGCCACAGAAAGAGUCAUCACCGUGGCUAGGCUGAGGGAGGAGGAGGAGGUCUCCACAACCCACCUUCUCCCCCUCUCCUUGCCUCUGUUCCCUUGGGUUUUUUUUGUGAUUCUGACGUUGUUUUUUUUUUCAGCCUCCUGAUUGUGUGACAGGAGGUUCCACUGUGGGCUACAAGAGGAGAGGAAGCGACUCCUUUCCCAACAAAGCUGCCUUCCCUACCCACCUGUGCUACAAGGGAAGGCCUCACCUCUCCCUUGGCUUUCCUGUCCCUUGUUGUGUAAAUGUUGUCUAUACAGUUGCCGUUUUCUAUAAAAAUAAUGAAAUGCUC
Molecule: messenger RNA, 2855 nt
Organism: Ficedula albicollis (Collared flycatcher)
Lineage: Eukaryota; Metazoa; Chordata; Aves; Passeriformes; Muscicapidae
Gene: SLC29A1
Product: solute carrier family 29 member 1 (Augustine blood group)
Exons: 13
Coding region: 609-1952 (447 amino acids)
Biological process (GO): uridine transmembrane transport; nucleoside transmembrane transport
Cellular component (GO): plasma membrane
Molecular function (GO): nucleoside transmembrane transporter activity
Source: RefSeq, a predicted model, not a curated record